UACGACGACGUCACGGAAGUAAACAAAAGCAUGUCGAACAGACAGACUCAGUCAAGAGAGAUGAACGGCCAAGCUGACGUUGAAGUCGACUACAAGCGGAAAUACAAAAACCUCAAACGAAAAUUAAAGUUUCUUGUUUACGAGCAGGAAUGCUUUCAGGAGGAGCUGAUGAGGUCGCAGAGAAAACUUCUCAAAGUUUCCAGAGACAAAAGCUUCCUCCUGGACAGACUGCUGCAGUACGAGAGGGUGGAUGAAGACUCCUCCGAUUCAGAAGCAACAGUUUCUUCAGACAACAGCGAAGGAGAAGGCCCCAGGGAGAGGGAACGAGAACGAGACGGAGCAAAAAAGCGAAGGAAUAUUCCUGGGUCGUGUCUUCCCUCCUCAUCCUCCCCUCAUCUGUCCCUGCUCUCCCGUCCCGGUAUAAAUCCCCUGCCGUCAUCGGGCUCUGGACCCUACCUCAACACCAUGCCCUUCCCACCAGAGUAUUUGGCUCCUCCAGCUGAACGAAUGAAGAAAGAGAGAAAAACAAAGACGCCUAAAAACAAGAGAGACACAACGGGAAAGGUUGCAAUGGCAGCUAAUUACCCAUCAGCCCCUGCGGUCCCUCCGGCAGCCAGCGGCCCCUUCAGCUGGGUUCCCAGACAGAUGCUGAGUGGGGAUGCAGCUGAGGAGGAGGGCGAGAGCGAUGGAGACAGCGACAGAGGAGAUGAAGACCGAGGGGAGGGAGACGAGGCUGAGCUGGUCAUUGACAUCCCUAAUGAGUGAGAGCCGGUGUGUGUUGAUGUGCUUCUAAGCAAGGGGUGGAAGGUUUGUACAUCCGUGUGUGUGACAGCGAAAGACAGAAUGAGACUGAAUGUAUAUUUCAUAGCGCGUUGGCUACUUUCACAACAAAAGGAGGGCGACGGUUUUAAUUAUAUUCAGAAAUAAAUCCGUGACAAAAACAAGAGUUUAUAAGCUUUAAGAACAAUCCGCUGCCCCUGGAUUGAUAGGAUACUUUGCUUUUUAAGGCGUUUCUGUUUUGACUAAACAGUCGAGCUAUCUAUGAACUGUGACUGCAACUCGGUGUGUCCUGCACAAAGACGGCUUUCCUUUGUCCUUCACCAUCUCACACUUGGAACGCGUUAAUACUGCAGUCCAUUAAAGAUGUUUGAGUAUGAUUUGGAUUUUUCAAAUGUUACAUCCACGUUGCUCGUACAUGCAGUUUUGUCGUUCUACUGUUUGUUGUUCAACAACUUGUGAAAAAUCAAAGCUACGUCGUGUGAAUUGAGAUGUAUUUUGUGUUGCUCCUAUCUAAUUGUGUGCGUCAGAAUACAAUGUAAAAUCGUAUCAUUUCAGAUCACUAAAAGCUUUUGUUUAUAGUUAAA
Molecule: messenger RNA, 1364 nt
Organism: Pseudoliparis swirei
Lineage: Eukaryota; Metazoa; Chordata; Actinopteri; Perciformes; Liparidae
Gene: ino80e
Product: INO80 complex subunit E
Exons: 8
Coding region: 31-765 (244 amino acids)
Biological process (GO): chromatin remodeling
Cellular component (GO): nucleus; Ino80 complex
Source: RefSeq, a predicted model, not a curated record